Molecule: messenger RNA, 1726 nt
Organism: Austrofundulus limnaeus
Lineage: Eukaryota; Metazoa; Chordata; Actinopteri; Cyprinodontiformes; Rivulidae
Product: extracellular calcium-sensing receptor
Biological process (GO): G protein-coupled receptor signaling pathway
Cellular component (GO): plasma membrane
Molecular function (GO): G protein-coupled receptor activity
Source: RefSeq, a predicted model, not a curated record
AUGCUUUUUGCCAUCAAAGAAAUAAACAACAGGACAGACUUGCUGCCAGGUGUUUCUCUGGGUUAUAAAAUUUAUGAUACCUGUGGCUCUAUUGCCAGAAGUGUAAGAGUUGCUUUAGCUUUGAUCAAUGGUAACGAAAUUAUGGCUUCACCUUUGAAGACAUGUUCAAGUCCUGCACAAGUUCAAGCCAUAUUAGGUGAAACUUCUUCUUCUCCUAGCACAGCAAUUGCUACAUCCAUUGGACCAUUUCAUAUCCCACUGAUCAGUCACUUUUCCACAUGUGCUUGUCUCAGUGAUAAAACAAAGUACCCAUCCUUUCUCAGAACCAUACCCAGUGACUACUAUCAGGCCAGAGCUCUGGCUCAUUUAGUCAAACACUUUGGUUGGUCAUGGGUUGGAGCUGUUCGAUCAAAUGAAGAUUAUGGCAACAAUGGCAUGGCAAUAUUUACAGAGACAGCAGAGCAGCUGGGCAUCUGUCUGGAAUAUUCUGUGUCUUUCUUCAGGACAGACCCAUCAGACAAAAUACUAAAAAUAAUUGAUAUUAUCAAGGCGUCUACGUCAAAAGUGAUUGUCACUUUUCUUUCCCACAUGGACUUGGAUAUAUUAUUACAUGAGUUUUCUAAUUACAACUUAACAGGGUAUCAGUGGGUUGGUACUGAGGCAUGGAUUUUUGAUUCUCAAACUGCUGUAGGUGAUAAAAAUCACAUCUUGGAUGGAGCUAUAGGCCUUUCUAUCCCAAAAGCAUAUGUCAGUGGCAUUAAAGAAUUCAUUCUGGAUGUAAAGCCACUAAAUUCAACAAAUAUUGAAUUGUUUACAGAGUUCUGGGAGGCAUUAUUUAACUGUAAGUUCAAGCAGUCACAAUCAGAGGAGAGUCAGACAGAAUGCACUGGACAUGAGGAUCUGACUGCAGUAGAAAACAGCUUCACUGACAUGUCCCUGAUGCCUAUUUUUAAUAAUGUCUAUAAAGGAGUGUAUGCAGUGGCCCAUGCUCUGCAUGAUAUCCUCAGCUGUAAUAAAACAUGUGACAAGAAAGUGCAGCUAGAUCCAUUCAUGAUAUUACAGCAUAUAAAAAAUGUUAACUUUAAAACAAAAGAUGGGGACACGGUUUAUUUCAAUAAGAAUGGAGAUCCAGCAGCAAAAUAUGAAAUUAUAAACUGGCAGCCAGGUGAAAAUGGACACGUACAAUUUGUCACAGUUGGUCUUUAUGAUGCAUCAUUGCCUGUUGACAAACAAAUGAAUUUGCAAAAUGGAUCGCUGAUAUGGACACAAAACUCACUGCAGGUUCCGGUGUCAGUUUGCAGUGAGAAGUGUCCUCUAGGAACACAAAAAGUGCUCCAGAAAGGAAAACCUGUUUGCUGCUAUGACUGUAUAAGAUGUGCAGAGGGAGAAAUAAGCAACAUUACAGAUUCUAUCACCUGUAUGAGAUGUCCCCCUGAAUUCUGGUCAAAUGAAAGAAGAGAUGUCUGUGUAACAAAGAAUGCUGAGUUUCUAUCAUAUGAAGACAUCAUGGGAAUACUGCUCACCACAGCCUCUUUAUUUGGAACAUGUAUGACGGCUGCUGUAGCUGUCAUCUUCUUCAGACACAGGACAACUCCUCUUGUCAGAGCAAACAACUCUGAGCUGAGCUUCCUGCUGCUUUUCUCCUUGACUCUGUGUUUUCUCUGCUCUCUGACCUUCAUUGGACGUCCCUCUGAGUGGUCCUGUAUGCUCCGUCACACAGCUUUUG